AUGGCAACAAAGGAACAGAGAAUCGAGGCCGCAGUUGCGGCAGGCGAGAUUCCCGGUGUGAUCUUGCUUGCUACUGAUAGAGCCGACAAGUUCCACUACGGAAAGGCUAUUGGUAAUGCAUCCUUGAAACCAGGCGCUGAGCGACCUAUGACACUCGACACGACACUCACUAUAGCCUCGUACACGAAGAUUAUUACUACCGUCGCCGUGCUGCAAUGCGUCGAACGAGGUCAGUUUGGCCUGGACGACGAUGUCUCCACUGUGCUUGGUGAACUUCAAAACCUCAAAGUUCUCAAGGGAUUUGAAGAGGGUACUGAGAAUCCAAUUUUGGUACCAGCCAAGAAUAUAAUCACAUUACGACACCUCUUGACACAUUCAUCCGGUAUCGCGUACGACUUCGCCAAUCCUGAUAUGAUACGUUGGCGUGCGUCGACAGGUCACACCCCCGACAUAGGUGAAAGCACGCCUCUACUGCAGCGCGCCAACCUGCCCCUCCUUUUUGAGCCCGGCGAGGGCUUCGUGUACGGCUACUCACUCGACUGGGCCGGGAUCCUCGUUGCACGCCUCAACAAUGUCUCCCUGGAGGACUACAUCCAGAAGAACAUUUGCGAGCCACUAGCCAUCACGGACUUGACUUUCCACCUCGAAAAGAACGACGAGGUUCGCGCCAAACUAGCCGAUUUUAAUUUCCGAAUGGGUGGCAUGACCCAAUUCGCGACUCCGGCAGACCCAAGUGGUCAACUCACCUGGAUACCAGGGCGCGUGUGGCCGGACCCCGUUGUCGAGGAUUACGGUGGAUGGGGCGCAUUCACUAGCGGACCGUCAUUUUUGAAGGUCCUUGUCUCCCUACUACGUAACGAUGGGAAGCUUCUCCGUCCCGAGACCGUUGAUGAUAUGUUUACGGAUCAGUUAUCUGCCGCUUCGAAGGAGAUGUUGAAUGCGACACUCUCCAUCCCGGAGGUGAACAAUUAUCUCGGUGGGACACCGCUAGGACUGCAGAAGACCUGGGGACUAGGGGGGUUGGUCGUCCUGGAAGAUCAUACAACCGGCCAGAAGGCUGGUAGUCUUCGGUGGGCUGGCUUGCCGAAUCUGUUCUGGUGGAUUGAUCGCGAGGUUGGGCUGUGUGGUCUGUAUGCGAGUCAGCUGCUGCCGACUGGGGAUCCGAAGAGCAUGGAGUGGUCAACUGUGUUUAUCCAGGAUAUGUACGAGAGAGUGGAGAGAUUUCACGCCAAAGUGUGA
Molecule: messenger RNA, 1239 nt
Organism: Aspergillus pseudotamarii
Lineage: Eukaryota; Fungi; Ascomycota; Eurotiomycetes; Eurotiales; Aspergillaceae
Product: serine hydrolase domain-containing protein
Exons: 3
Coding region: 1-1239 (412 amino acids)
Source: RefSeq, a predicted model, not a curated record